Molecule: messenger RNA, 3563 nt
Organism: Sinocyclocheilus grahami
Lineage: Eukaryota; Metazoa; Chordata; Actinopteri; Cypriniformes; Cyprinidae
Gene: tnpo2b
Product: transportin 2b
Exons: 25
Coding region: 731-3403 (890 amino acids)
Biological process (GO): protein import into nucleus
Molecular function (GO): small GTPase binding
Source: RefSeq, a predicted model, not a curated record
UAUACCCGUGCUACUUAUGACUGCUUUUGUGCUCCAGGGUCACAUAUGUAUGCACACGUAUCCAUAUAACUAACUAACUGCAUGUAUGUAUUUGUGUAUAUAUACAUGUAUAGCUUGAUAGAUGUGUAGAUAAACUCACUUUGAUAGAUAUUUAUACAAACAUACACUUAUGUACUAAAAAAUAAGUACACGCACAUACAAAUCGGAACUUUGUAAUCAAGUUUUAGGAAUUUGAAAAAGUAAAACAAAGCAACUUUGUGACAAAAUGAGAGAUUUUUGAAUAUUCUGCGCUAUUUCUGUGUCUCUACGCAAAACUGAGUGAUAUUUAUAAUGUACAGACGAUUAAAUGUUCUUCCAUUAAAACAUUUUAAAUCAGGCUGGUGAACAGGAUUUCAGGUUUGGUUGCUGCUGACAUCCUCAAAUUAAUCUUUACACUUAAAUUGUUAUGCAGAAGAAAUAGUAGCACAUGCAAUGAAACAAUUGAUAUUAAAUGAAACCCAAGCGUCUUCCUGAGUAUUUGCAGAGCCACUGAAGAAAUGCUCGCACAUUCACACACGGCCCACACGUAAGUCAGACGCUCACACAUCACAGCCUCCUCGCACAUUCACACUCUCGUCUGCCUCGAUCCCACUAAAGCAGAUCAGAUGGUAAAGCUGAUGUGUAACCCUGACGUCCAGGUGCUCGCGCUGGAUUAGCCUGGCUUCAACAAUUAAAAGUGUUUUAAACCAGGAUGGAGUGGCAGCCGGAUGAACAGGGUUUACAGCAGGUGCUGCAGCUGCUGAAGGACUCACAGUCUCCAGAUACGGCCACACAGAGAGCCGUUCAAGAGAAACUGGAGCAGCUGAAUCAGUUUCCUGACUUCAACAACUAUCUCAUCUUCGUCCUCACCAGCCUCAAAUCUGAAGACGAGCCCACCCGUUCUCUGAGCGGUCUGAUUCUCAAGAACAACGUGAAGGCUCACUACCAGAACUUCCCUCCGGCCGUGGCCGACUUCAUCAAGAGAGAGUGUCUCAACAACAUCGGAGACCCGUCCCCGCUCAUCCGCGCCACCAUCGGUAUUCUCAUCACUACAAUCGCGUCUAAAGGGGAGCUGCAGACAUGGCCUGAGCUGCUGCCUCAACUCUGCAACCUCCUCAACUCGGAGGAUUACAACACCUGCGAGGGUUCUUUUGGUGCGCUGCAGAAGAUCUGUGAGGACUCGUCUGAACUGCUGGACAGUGACGCUCUGAAUCGACCCCUCAACAUCAUGAUCCCCAAAUUCCUGCAGUUCUUCAAACACUGCAGCCCCAAGAUCAGGUCUCAUGCCAUAGCGUGUGUGAAUCAGUUCAUUAUUGGCAGGGCUCAGGCUCUCAUGGACAACAUCGACACAUUCAUCGAGUCUCUGUUUGCGUUGGCGGGUGAUGAAGACUGCGAGGUGAGGAAGAACGUGUGCAGAGCUCUGGUCAUGCUGUUGGAGGUCCGGAUCGACCGCCUGAUACCGCACAUGCACAGCAUCAUACAGUACAUGCUGCAGCGCACGCAGGAUGCGGAUGAGAACGUGGCGCUGGAGGCGUGUGAAUUCUGGCUGACUCUGGCGGAGCAGCCCAUCUGUAAAGAGGCUCUGUCAGGACACCUGGUCCAACUCAUCCCCAUCCUGGUCAACGGAAUGAAGUAUUCUGAGAUUGACAUCAUUUUACUGAAGGGUGACGUGGAGGAGGAGGACGACAACGUUCCUGACAGCGAGCAGGACAUCAAGCCUCGCUUCCACAAGUCACGUACCGUCACGCUGCAGCACGAGGGAGGAGAGGGAGAGGAAGGAGAGGACAUCGAUGAAGACGAGGAUGAUGACGACGACACGCUGUCUGACUGGAACCUACGGAAGUGCUCUGCGGCAGCGCUGGAUGUGUUGGCUAACGUCUUUCGGGACGACCUGUUGCCGCACCUGCUGCCACUGCUGAAGGGUUUGCUGUUCCACCCGGACUGGGUCACCAAAGAGUCCGGGAUACUGGUGCUGGGAGCCAUCGCUGAAGGCUGUAUGCAGGGUAUGGUACAGUACUUGCCCGAGCUCAUCCCGCACCUGAUCCAGUGUCUGUGUGAUAAGAAGGCUCUGGUUCGCUCCAUCGCCUGCUGGACGCUCAGCCGCUACGCACACUGGGUGGUGAGCCAGCCGCCAGACGCCCACCUCAAACCGCUCAUGACAGAACUGCUCAAACGCAUCCUAGAUGGCAACAAGAGGGUGCAGGAGGCCGCCUGCAGUGCAUUUGCGACUCUGGAGGAGGAAGCGUGUACAGAGCUGGUUCCGUACCUCAGUUUCAUUUUGGACACUCUGGUGUUUGCGUUUGGAAAAUAUCAGCACAAGAACCUGCUCAUCCUCUACGACGCCAUCGGCACCCUGGCAGACUCUGUCGGACAUCAUCUGAACCAACCGGAAUACAUCCAGAAACUGAUGCCUCCUCUGAUCCAGAAGUGGAAUGAACUGAAAGACGAGGAUAAAGACCUGUUUCCUCUGCUGGAGUGUUUGUCGUCUGUGGCUACGGCGUUACAGAGCGGUUUCCUCCCAUACUGUGAGCCCGUCUAUCAGCGCUGUGUUACUCUGGUGCAGAAAACACUCGCACAAGCCAUGAUGUACAGCCAGCAGCCGGAUCAGUAUGAGGCUCCAGAUAAGGACUUCAUGAUAGUCGCUCUGGAUCUGCUCAGCGGUCUGGCCGAAGGUCUCGGGGGUCAUGUGGACCAGCUGGUUGCCCGUAGCAACAUCAUGACCCUUCUGUUCCAGUGUAUGCAGGACACUAUGCCUGAGGUGAGACAGAGCUCAUUUGCUCUGCUGGGUGAUCUGACCAAGGCCUGUUUUCCACACGUCAAACCCUGCAUCGCCGAGUUCAUGCCUAUCCUGGGGACGAAUCUGAACCCUGAGUUCAUCUCGGUGUGUAACAACGCAACCUGGGCCAUCGGCGAGAUCUGCAUGCAGAUGGGUGUGGAGAUGCAGCCGUAUGUGGCUCUGGUUCUUCCUCAUCUGGUGGAGAUCAUUAACAGACCCAACACUCCCAAAACCCUGCUGGAGAACACGGCCAUCACGAUUGGUCGCCUGGGUUACGUCUGUCCACAGGAAGUGGCUCCCAUGUUGCAACAGUUCAUCAGACCCUGGUGCACAUCGUUACGAAACAUCAGAGAUAAUGAGGAAAAGGACUCUGCCUUCAGAGGCAUCUGUGUGAUGAUUGGUGUGAAUCCUGGCGGUGUGGUCCAGGACUUCAUCUUCUUCUGUGAUGCGGUGGCCUCCUGGGUCAACCCUAAAGAUGACCUGAGGGACAUGUUCUACAAGAUCCUACAUGGUUUUAAGGACCAGGUUGGUGAGGAGAACUGGCAGCAGUUCUCAGAGCAGUUUCCGCCCAUCCUGAAGGAACGCCUCUCUGCAUGCUAUGGCGUGUAGCCCCGCCCCUCUGCUUCACACACAGCACAUGCUGUCAGUUGAACCUUUAGGAGGGGGAACUCAUCCAUCUGUGUAUUGCACUGCCCUGAUCGUGGGGGAGAGGGACGCGAUUGGCCGCUCCGCCUGACGGACAGAUCCCACGCCCUUUGUGUGUCCAUGA